AUGUGGUGGCCUGCCAGGGUGAGCAUUGCCUUACCUGCUGGAAGUUAUCAAUUCAUACAAGGAAAUGGUCAGGUCGUACAAAAGGAUCCGCUUCGUGUGACCCUCUUUGGUGACCUGGCAUCGUCUCGAGAACCUUCGACAAUUUCGUCUCCCUCCGAAUACAAUAUCCAGCCUAUUCAUAAUGUAUCUGGCGAAAAGCUUUUCACCCGAGCAACCUUCCAGGUCUCGUCUCUCACUAAAGCUGAACCCUCAAACCCCUCCCCUCGUAAGAAAGCCAAGACGGACAUUUGCGAGAGAUGGGAAGCAGCAGUGAAAGCUAUGGAGGAUGCAGAUGGGCUCAAGCGUGAUGGCAUGCCCGAGAUGAUUUCCGCUUACACUGGCGGGACGUUUUCCUCAGAAGAAGAGGAUGUAGAUGACCUGCGUUCAACCAAGAAGGUCAAGGUCACACCUCAUGCUGAGUUUGAGGUUCUCACAGACCGCGCUUGGUCUCCUCCGCCUCCAGACCCGAUGCUCCAAAUACCGGGCGAGCUUGUUCUGGCGCAGGCUCUACGAACGAGAAGUAACAAGUACUGGCCCGCGCAGCUUAUAUCAUACGUUCCGCCAACCAAACCGGGCGGGAAGGAGCGCUACCGGGCCAAGUUUCUGGACGACCGGGAGUAUAACCUUACCCGGGAUAAAUUCUGGACCUCUGAGGAACGAGGCUUCGUUAUGUGUGACCUGGGCGAGUUUGAAAGUGCCGUCCAGGACACUGAGACACCAGACUCGGAGGAUGAACAGGAAGACAGGAAGCGGAGCCCCAGUCCACAGUUGUCCGACCCACCUCCUGACGCGGACGAUUUUGCUGACUUGUCGAUGCAUGCACAGCUGGCGUACGUGAAGCCUGUCUUGAAAGCUAUCUUACAAGGGAAGUACGCUCCGGCCAGCAAGAGCCACGAGGCUUUCAUGCGGGGGGGUGCAGCUAGAUCCAAUCUCAUGAAGCGGGCGGCGGUGAGAGGAGGUCUGGACCCGAACGAGGUAAAGCGGUCGCAAAAACUGCUUGCACGGUGGGCACUUGGCGAAGGGUAUGCCUGUAGAGCCAAUGUAGAAAUUAAGCCCCAAGGAGACGCGGUACUACCGCCGGGGCAAGAGAAGACACCCUGCGCAUCUGCUGUAGCAGCCGAUGGUGAUGGGUUGGCAGAGGCUGGCGCCGGAAGCGAGAUAACUGCAACUUCCGACACCGCGGGUCAAGACAUAUCUCAGCCCAUACCUCCUAGUGACAUUGGCAAUCAGGUCAAUGACACCAGUGCCAUGGCAGUUGACAAGCCUACUCCCGAAAAGGCAGACGAGGCAACUUCUGACAUCGCGGGUCACCAUGACAUGUCUCAGCCCCUACCUCCCAGUAACAUUCGCAGUCAGGUUGACGACCCCAGUGCGAUGUCACUUAACAAGCUGGCAGACGAGAUAUCUCCAACUUCUGACAGCGCAAGCCCCGAUCGACCGGUAGGCUCACAGGAGUAUGAAACAUUAACGACCCUUGACAAACUUGAUUACUGCGUGAACAUUCUUCUCCCCGAGGCAAUCCAGCAGCUACUCUUGUGGCGGUCGGGUGAGCGCACUACAGCUGCUCUCCUCUCUCCCACGGAGGAAGAAAGGCUGCAUGAGCGCGGUGCAGCAAAAGCGCAGGAAACGGAUUGGGUAUUUGACUUGCUCCGCCUGAGGGCGGCGCAGGCGCGGCUGUGGGGGGUGGAUCUGAAGGCCAAGGGUAAAGAGAAAGAUAAAGGCGGUGUAGGAGGUGGGACGCGUUCGCGGCCUCACAAGGCUACUAUAUCUCGAUGA
Molecule: messenger RNA, 1815 nt
Organism: Suillus paluster
Lineage: Eukaryota; Fungi; Basidiomycota; Agaricomycetes; Boletales; Suillaceae
Exons: 3
Coding region: 1-1815 (604 amino acids)
Source: RefSeq, a predicted model, not a curated record